GAGCGAUAAGAGGAAGAUGCCGAGAUGUCUGUUGUUCGUCCGAGAAAUAUCUUCCCAAGUUCGAUGCGCAAUCUUCGGUUCAACUACAGUGCACUGCGAUGCAUCAUCCUACGAGCCACAUAUUAAACAAAACGCUUCACUAUACCCAUUGUAUGAUACGGACGGCGCAAAACGCUUCGUAACUGCUGCUUGCGUCACGGCCAGCUGAGUUGGAGCCACGGAUCCGACGCAGAUGCUGCGCGCUACAUUCUCCGACAGCAGCAGGCGGUGAACACAGUAGUUCGUGCAAAAGGCGAAGCGGCUGCGGCGUUAUCGUUUUCCAAGGCGCAGCUCCGAUUAUGUGACGUUUCGCGUGGCAUUGUGAACGUUGACGCGUACGAUUUUUUGCCCUGCCCCGUCGCGCACUUGCCGUGGAUAUCCGUGGCCGAAGCGAACGGAAAGCUGUGACUGUCCGUGCGAGACUUGAAACCCAGCGGGCUACGAGAGUCCUCGGCGCCCGAGGGAGCAGCUAGAAAAACAAGCCGGGCAGCGCGGAACUUGUUUACGCGUCUGAUUUGCCAGGGUGCGAUAACCUCCCGGCGCGGAAGAGCGGCGUGUGGCGAUGUCAAACCUGUACAACCCGAUCACCGCUUGCCUAAAGAAGCACGCUGGGCGUGAGGAUGCCGCCGAGCAGAAGGCAAAGGACGACGAAAAAAAGCCGUCGACGGGCAUCGCUUCGAACGCGGCUCCGAGCGGCUGGGUUCAGGGCAUAGCCUCUGGAGUCUACAACGUCGGUGCCGGAGGCGCCAAGUGGGUGGCAUCGACGACAUACAACGUGGGAGCCACUGUCCUGGGAACUGGAGCCAGCGUCUUGGGUACCGGAACUAACCUGGCCCGCAAGGUGGUCGCCCCCAAGGACAAGUCCAAGGACGAGUGAAAGAGCGCGACACCUUUGUGGCGCACGAGGACAGUCGCGGUGUGAACAGUUUGCCUUCGAGAAGGCGGCAGCACUUUUGUCCAUGUAUACCUCGCGAUACUAAUUUGCCAUAACGUGGGCGACACAUUUGCCAGCAUGCGGCCUGACACGACGCGAUUCUCGGAAGUGAAGAAAAGGAAUUCAAGAGCGGGCACAGACGGGUGAAUCAAGAGUUGGCAUUUGCGCCAUGUACGGGUCAUAUGAAAGCGCCCGCCUGCAAUUCCCAGCAGCGUGUAUUGCCUUGUGCUGGCAUAUUUGUUGCAUGCUUAGAGUUGGCAAUCUUAUUUUUAAAAGUUGAAGGACAUUAGGUGCAAGAUGUCUUGACAAAAUUGUUUUGCACUCUCGCAGCAUUUUUAAUAUUUGAUACACUUGUCCGGAAGCCCGCAUUGACCAUUGUGUGCCUUACAAAAAAAUUUUGCAAUGUUGUUCGAAGCUAUGGCCCAAUCUUCACUAGCACAGAUGAAAGUCCUGUACAAUCUACAAGGGCAUGCCCCGACACCAGUUUCAUGCAAUUUUGUUGCAUUGCACAUCAGUCCACUUGGAGAACUGGGCAUCUGUUUUAGUUUGCAUGGUACUGUGGCAUGCUUGUCAUGUGGCAUGUUCUUGUAACUUUCAUUUACAGUGUUUUGGUGUGACACAUAUAUUCAGUCCAUAUUGCACAGCGGUGUUUGCUUAUGGGACCAACUGGUGUGCUUUUGAAAUUGUUGUAGCCAUGUAAACAGUGUUGAAAAAGCUUCUUUUUGAGAAUUUCCAGGCUCACUGCUGGUUCAGAUAAGACUUCAUUGCAAUAACGCAGAAGGCAUUCUUAAAGCCGUGUAGUUUAUAACUAGUCUUGCUCGUGCAUCAGAGGAAUGCUGUCGUUGCAUUCACUAGGUCUGUCUUAUUGCUAAAUUGCUCCACUGCUUUUAUCCUGACCUCGGGGCAUGCACUUAUCAACAUAAUUGCCAUUGGACUACCUCAUGAGUGACACACAAAGAAAAAGCUUUAACGAUGCAGCCUUCCAUUAUGAUGCAAGAUUUCACUGUGUCAUUGCCCGAUAGGAGCAGGGUGCAUAUUUUCCUGUCUCUUAGCAAGCUUUAAUCAGAUGUGCCAACUGGUGCCGGACGUUCUUACAGGGCAUUCACAUUUUGCAAACAUUUGUCUUUUGCACCCCUGUGUUCAAAUGUACUAGUCAGAAAUGUGACAAGAGAUCACUAAUAGGGUGACCUAUAGUCACUAUUAUGACCUCUGGUCAUUGUAAUGGUGGUCCGAAUGUAAAAGACUGCUUGACACAAGCUCAAGCACUUGCAGCUUGUGUCACUUGCAGCUCAACAAGUAUGGUGAACAAGCAAAUGCACGCUAAAGUCCAAACACUGACUAAUGCCAGAAAGCUGCAAGCUUUUGUAAAGCACGACAUUGUACUUUGAUCUCUUUAAAGCGUCUUACAUGUAAGGUCAUUCCAUGCAUGCAUAUAUUUUCCAACAUGCAAGCACUCAUCGGCAUUGAGAGGAAUAGACGGAAAACCAGUCCAAUAUGCAUUUAAUGUACUCAAGAUCAUUGCCACCAAUUGGUUUUUUUGUUUUCUCCUCGCUCGAGUAGUGUACCAAUUGUUCAUCAAAAUGGGAUACAAACAAAAGGUUUCAGUGUCAACAAAAUGUUGGGCAUGAGAUACAAUUGAAUGAAUCACACUGGUAUGAAAAUGGUGAGCUUUUCCCAAAUAUGAACAUACAUAUAUUACAAAGGUUCCAGGAGCAAAAAAAUAAUAAAAUGAAGCAUGCCACACUCGUCAUUUGGCAGCUACUGUUAUGGUGCUUUUGCGAGUGCUUUGGUCAUACUG
Rhipicephalus microplus (southern cattle tick) is the source of this 2771-nucleotide messenger RNA. RefSeq lists its product as uncharacterized. The record is from RefSeq and is a predicted model, not a curated record. Lineage: Eukaryota; Metazoa; Arthropoda; Arachnida; Ixodida; Ixodidae.